AUGACGCAAGGGGAUGGCACAAGAGUGGACGCCAUCUGCACGUACAGAAAGGAGCCCUCAGACCCAACCUUGGACAGGGUGGGCCUCUACCACCAAGUGAGCAACACGACCAAAGGCAUCACGCAGCUGGGUCCCUACAGCCUGGACAAGGGCAGCCUCUAUGUCAAUGCCACAGCUGCAUCUCCAGGAACUGGGAAGUUCACAGUGAAUUUCACCAUAACAAAUCUCCAGUACUCCAGUGGUCUCAGUAAUCCAUAUUCUGCCAAGUUUAAUGCUACAGCAAGAGUCUUGACUGUUCUGCUCAGUCAGCUGUUCCAGAAGUCUAGUAUUCAUUCUGUGUAUACAGGCUGCAGAAUGAUGGCUUUCAGACCUGCACCAAAAAAUGAAGGCACCGGAGUAGAUGCUGUGUGUGCCUACAAAAUAGAUUCUGCUGCUUCCCAGUUUGAUCGAGUGACUGUUUACCAUGAAGUGAGCAGCAAGACAAAUGGCAUCACCAACUUAGGAAUCUACAGCCUUGACCAGGAAAGCCUGUAUAUUAAUGAUUACCAUGAAGCCCAUCUCUUGCCUUCAGCAUCUCCAGCUCCUCCUCUUGCAAGAGAGGGACAUUUCACAGUGAACUUCACUGUGACCAAUCUCCUCUACACAUCAGCAUUAGGAAAUCCAAACUCCAAAAAAUUCAUUGCUGCCAAAAAAACUCUGACAUACUUGCUUGACCGUGUGCUCAAGAACAGCAGCCUUAGCCCUGUCUAUACCGGUUGUACAGUGGUUGUACUAAGGUCCGUGAAGAACAGAGAAGGCACUGCCAUGGAUGCAGUCUGCACAUACAGAGCCAACGCUACCACUACUGAAUUUGACCGAAUCAAGGUUUAUCAUGAGCUCAGCGAGAUGACAGCCAGCUGCACUGAGCUAGGACCAUACAGGCUGGAUGCACCAAGCUUUUAUGUUAGUGGUUAUAACGAACUUCAGCCUGGACUGUCUGUUGAUUCAACUACACCACCUCUGUCACCAGCAAUAAGGAACUUCACAUUGAAUUUCACUAUAACCAACCUCCAGUUCACUGCAGAUCUGGCAAUGCCAAACUCUAAAAAAUUCAAGUCAACAGAAAAAGUCAUGUAUUAUUACGUUGACUCUUUACUCCAAAAAAGCAGCAUUGGCCCUGCUUAUAUUGGCUGCAAAAUAACGGCAUUUAGGUCAAAGAAGAGCAAGUAUGACACAGGAGUAGACGCCACCUGCAGCUACAGAGAUGAGCCUUCAGAUCCCAAGUUCAACAGAGUGAUAGUUUACCAUGAGCUGAGCAAUAUGACAAAUGGCAUCACCAAGAUGGGACACUACAGCCUUAACAGCCAGAGCCUCUACAUUGAUGAUUACAAUGAGCUGCAUAGUUCGUGUAAGUAUAUUUAA
Molecule: messenger RNA, 1401 nt
Organism: Neopsephotus bourkii (Bourke's parrot)
Lineage: Eukaryota; Metazoa; Chordata; Aves; Psittaciformes; Psittacidae
Product: mucin-16-like
Exons: 13
Coding region: 1-1401 (466 amino acids)
Source: RefSeq, a predicted model, not a curated record